AUGUGGAAUUCGAAGCUGCAAUAUUUGCUGCUGCCAAUUUUUCUGCACAAAAACCUAGAUCUUGGCAAGCACUCUUUUGUGAAAGCUUUUAUUGUUAAAGCACAGUGUUUGGUAGUUCAAUUGAGUUUAAUUUGUAAUGAUUUUCCUGUUGUAUUUAUCUCACCUAAUACUUCGUCUUUUCUCUACAGGGAUUUUGCUGCUGGCAUAUGUAAUAAAAUCAGUGAGAUGAUACAAGGUUUGGCCACACCUGUGGACUUGAAGUUGAUCCCUAUUCUACAGCACAUGCAUCAUGAUGCUAGCCUGGCCUCCAGCUCCCGGCAGCUGCUCCAGCAGCCGGUAACAUCAUAUUCCUCUACCAAGAUGGUCACUGUUACUCUGCACACCUUUACUCUGCUUGCUGCUGCUUCUUUGGUUGACAUUCCUAAGCAGAUCCAGCUUUUGUUGCAGUACUUAAAGAAUGACCCCAGGAAGGCUGUGAAGAGGCUUGCAAUCCAAGAUUUAAAGUUGUUGGCCAAUAAGACACCACAUACGUGGAGCAGAGAAAAUAUUCAGGCACUCUGUGAAUCUGCUCUUCACACUCCUUAUGACAGCUUGAAGCUGGGCAUGCUCUCUGUUCUUUCCGUGUUAUUGGGGACCACUGCCAUUAAACAGUACUUCAGCACUGCUCCAGGAGCAGCAGCUACAACUGCGAGGUUAUUUGAUUUAGUAAAACUGGCACAGGAGUGCUGUUACCAUAAUAACCAUGGCAUUGCAGCUCAUGGUGUGAGAAUUCUGACUAAUGUAUCAGCCUCUUGUCAGGAAAAAGAUCUUCUGCCUUUGGAGCAAGUUGCAGUUUUUGGCUUAGAAGCUCUUCUUGUUCUUUGUAGUCAAGAUGACAGUCCAGGAGCUCAGGCAACCUUAAAGAUCAUGUUAACUUGCAUGGUGAAGCUGGUCAAGUGCCGUCCUCACCUGAGCCAGUCAGUAGUUGAAUCCCUGCUGACCCAGCUACACAGCGCCCAGGAUGCUGCCAGGAUUCUCAUGUGCCAUUGCUUAGCAGCUAUUGCCAUGCAGCUGCCUGUCCUAGCAGAUGGGAUGCUAGGAGACCUGAUGGACCUCUAUAAAUUAAUUGGACAAUCUGCCACAGAUAAAAAACAGGAACUCUUGGUUUCUCUCGCCACAGUGAUAUUUGUUUCCAGCCAGAAAGCUUUAUCUUCAGAAAUCAAAACUGUUAUCAAACAGCAGCUGGAGAAUGCCUCCAAUGGGUGGACCGCCUACAGGAUAGCUAGGCAGGCUUCCAGAAUGGGCAACCGUGACAUGGCCAGAGAACUGUAUCAAAGCCUGCUCACUCAAGUGGCAUCAGAACACUUCUACUUCUGGCUGAACAGCUUGAAGGAGUUCUCCCAUGCAGAACAGUGUUUGACAGGUCUGCAGGAGGACAACUACAGCUCGGCAUUGUCUUGCAUUGCUGAAGCUUUAAAAUCCUAUCACAAAGGAAUAGCAUCACUGACGGUUAGCACAGAUAUACUUUAGUGAUGAUUUUUCUGUAUGCUGUAGCAUAG
This is a messenger RNA of Neopsephotus bourkii (Bourke's parrot), 1538 nucleotides long. RefSeq names its product integrator complex subunit 7-like. Gene Ontology annotation, cellular component: integrator complex. NCBI's taxonomy places the organism in Eukaryota, Metazoa, Chordata, Aves, Psittaciformes, Psittacidae. The record is from RefSeq and is a predicted model, not a curated record. Gene Ontology annotation, biological process: snRNA 3'-end processing.